Diprion similis is the source of this 811-nucleotide messenger RNA. RefSeq lists its product as uncharacterized. The record is from RefSeq and is a predicted model, not a curated record. Bases 8 to 811 code for a protein of 267 amino acids. The transcript has 5 exons. Lineage: Eukaryota; Metazoa; Arthropoda; Insecta; Hymenoptera; Diprionidae.
CUUGACUAUGAGCCUUAAUCACGAAUCCGCCAGUCCUAAAAGUCCACCGAUAAAACGCAGAAGGAAUAAGGUUAGAAAAAAGCCACCCCACGAAACCUGCGAGCCCGUGGUGACUGGGAUUGCCUGCGUUUCACGAGAUCGACGUUGUGCCUGCUGUGGAGGGCUGCUGUGUUCACCGGAGCCCUGCCAUAAUCUGAAACUCCCUGAUUUCGAGGACAAAGAUUUCCUUCCAUCAGAAGUUGAGUCCUUGUUAUCCUGCAGGGGAACGGAGGAAGUUAACGCCUCAGAACAUCAGCUGUGUGAAAACUCUUCGCCAACAUUAUGCGAUAAUGGGGUGCAGGACGAGUGCAGAGGGUACAGCGAGCGAGAAAUUAGUCGCUUCGUCGAGAUCAUUGAACGGAAGCUAAAGGCGUCUCUGCGGAAAAGAGCCGGGUCGUCGGUUUGCGGUGAGGAUCCUGCGGCCCGUGAAUCCUAUGAGAACCAAAGUGUUUGCGAGUCUCGCAAGCCGGUCGUAUUGCGUUACCGGAAGCGAGGAGGACAUCAAGUUCGAUUUCAAGAUCGGAAAUAUCGGGAAAUCGGACGAGUUGAGCAAGUGGGGAAAGCUCGACGUCGCCGACCGGCUCGUGGCCAAGACGAAGAUCGGCUCGAGAGGGAUCAAGGACAACUUCGAGGACCUCGAGAGACAGUUGUUCAGAUGGUAAUUCCUACCAACGAGACGCCGAUGUCUGCAUUAAUUCUGUACAAACUUGUAGGUCAAGUCGGCUGUCUAAUAGAUGGCGAUGUGUCACCGGUAACCGAAUCAACCCGGUGA